Molecule: messenger RNA, 2383 nt
Organism: Haplochromis burtoni (Burton's mouthbrooder)
Lineage: Eukaryota; Metazoa; Chordata; Actinopteri; Cichliformes; Cichlidae
Gene: amz2
Product: archaemetzincin-2
Exons: 7
Coding region: 534-1622 (362 amino acids)
Biological process (GO): proteolysis
Molecular function (GO): metallopeptidase activity
Source: RefSeq, a predicted model, not a curated record
UCUCAUUAUUGUAUCCUUCCCUAUUGACCCAUUUGCCUUAUUUGUACUUUUAAGUGUUUUAAGUGUUUUUUUAUUGUGUGUCGAACAAAAGUGCAAAAACGCGUUUGCUAACUAUUCUUUAGAAAAUAUCAUAUAGCAUUAAGCUAGCUUGUGAGUUUAUAUUUACUGUAAUGUAAUGUAGCUGCUAUUAAUGUGUGAUAAUGGUUUUCUCUUCUUCCAGUCUCCGCUAUUUAGCUGCUGACAGAACUGGACUGACCUGAUAUAAUUAGCCUACAAUUAGUGCAUAAGUAUUUAGCUUUUAUAUUCAAGGGGUUUGACAAAAGAGUUAGAAUAACUGUUCAGGAAGUACAGCCAUUUUACACACAGUACCUCCCUUCAGAGAAUCCAAAGUAGUCGGACCGUAAUUGUAAUUGUUUUGGCCAGGUACAGUCACUCCCUUUUAAUUUUAGUGUAGCUUACUUUGAUCUCUUGGUGGCUUAAUGUUUAUCACAAAACACUAGAGUGGAUCAGUCCUCCUAUCUAACUCUCGGCAAAUGAAGGUGAUCCAGUACACUCCAGAGAAACUCCAUACAGCUUUGGUCUCCAAUUCUCAGUAUUUAACUAAGGUUUAUAGUAAGUACACAAAAGAAGAAAAGCGCCUUCUGGAGGAAGGAUUCCACGCUGGGCAGCCGGGUUCCCUUUUCCAACUCCUCACCGUGCACUCUGACUCUGACUGGAUCCUCGCUCACCCCGAGGAGCCCGAAGACUUUGAGGCCUUCUACAGAAAGCCUUAUCGCAAGACCCCAAAUGAAAGCCAGAGUACUAUUUAUAUUCAAACCAUAGGUUCUUUUGGAGAAGUUGCUGCCCAGACAGACCAGUAUAUGGAGUGGCUGCGAGAUUACUGCCAAGCCUUCUUCUACGGGCUUUCUGUGAAGUUGCUUCCAGCAGUUGCAGUGUCUGAAACAAAGUGCUCUUUCAGGGUCAACAGUAACUCUUACAACCUUCAAAUCCUUACUGGCGAUCUGCUACAAUUUCUGAAGAAGAGGAAACCAAAAGAUGCUUUUUGUAUUGUUGGAAUCACAAUGAUUGAUCUCUACCCCAAAGAUUCAUGGAACUUUGUCUUUGGACAAGCUUCUCUGACAGAGGGAAUGGGCGUUUUCAGUUUUGCCAGAUAUGAUGACAACUUCUAUAAGAGAAGUUAUGCUGGAAGGCUGAAGAAGCAUCUUCAGCCAAGGCAGGAGGAUUAUUCUGUGUUUGACGGCUAUUACACUCCACCGAUCACUAGCUCUCUGCUGCUUCGAUCCUGCAAGACAAUGACUCACGAGAUCGGCCACAUGUUUGGAAUCUCACAUUGCCAGUGGUUGAGCUGUGUCAUGCAAGGCUCCAACCACCUCGAUGAGUCUGAUCGAAGGCCCUUGGACUUUUGUCCCAUCUGCCUUCGCAAACUGCAGUUCGCAGUCGGCUUCAAUAUAGCUGAAAGAUACAAGGCCUUACUUCACUGGAUGGAUGAAGAUCAGACUCAAACAUCAGUGAAGGCAUCAGCCAGUCAUACCACACCUCACUUUACAAAACCCACCGAAGCCUUUAAUGCAUCCAAACUUUGGGUCUGCAGGUGUUUGGAAAUACUGGAAAAGGAUCAAUAAUAGUUCUUUUUUACUCUAUUUGAGCACUUUAUAAAUUGCAUUCAUCCACUCAGUCAUACAAGCACUUUUUACAAUCCCAAAAAUGUUUAUUCUUCAGGUCUAACACUACUGGAGUAAUAGAAAGCCGUACCUCCUCCGUCAUUUGGUGUUUUGAUGAAGGUACUUGAGAGUGCUUUCUUACACCCUCCAUCCAAUUUUUUUCUGUUCUUAACAUUUGUGUUGCUGUUUGAUUAUCAAAGUAGAUUUUAUGUAUCAAAAGUCUAAGUAUUGGCUAGCCACUGUAAACAGUCUACUGAACUGUGCUGAUUAAAGCCCAAAACCAUAUGUAAUGGGCAUCUUGCGUGGUUGAGUGGGUCAUCUACUGAUCAGAAGGUCAGUGGUUUAUUUGUCAGCUCCUUCAAUCUGAAAAAUAUUGCCCCCAGUGCAAUGUGAUGCUUAGAAAGCACUUAAAAUCAUAGACUAAAACACUAAACAACUCUAUUUUACUUAAUGACGUGAUGGUAGCACUUUGGAAACCUGUGUUUGCACAAUGUAAAUUCAAUUAAACAUGUAGUAUGUAUAUAAGAUUUAUCAUAUAAUGUUAGCAUUUAUAGGUUUACAGGUUUUGGAAGACUAAGCCAGCAAAUUUCUUUUCUGUCAGUGUAUCUGUGCUUUCUGGGAUUAAUUUGCAUGUUUUCAAAUAAAUGUUGUGUUCAGUGAAUGAACAUGUUGUCAGUUUGUCUGCUGGGUUUUAGAGAAUAAACCACGUUCACCUGUCUGUU